AUGGACGUAGAAAGGAUUUCAAGAUCAAUACCUAAACAAGUUAUGUUGCCGCGAUACUUUAUGUGUUGCGAGUAUGGCGAUGAGGCAGUAGGAUGCUCGUUCAACUGUUGUCCUGAUCCAAAACUUUACGACAACAACAACCCAAGCGACAACAACACCCCAGACGCCCACAACAACCCAGACCCCUGCAACAACCCAUUCGUCCGCAAAACCCCUGGUAUCCACAACAACCCAGGCGCCCACAACAACCAAGGUACCCACAAUAACACAGGCGCCCUCAACAACCCCGGCACCCACCAAAACCCAGACACCAACAACAACCCAGGCACAUACAGCAACCCAAGCCCCCACUACAACCCAGGCGCCCAAAACAACCCAGGCACCAACAACAACCCAGGCACAAACAACAACCCAGGCAUCUACCACAACCCAUGCAACCACAACAACCCAGGCACCCACAACAACACAGGCGCCCACAACAACCCAAGCACCCGCAACAACUCAGGCGCCCACAACAACCAAGACGACAACAACAACCCAGACAUCCACAACAACCCAGGCACCCACAACAACCCAGGCACCCAAAACAACCCAGGCACCAACAACAACCCAAGCAACCACAACAACCCAGGCACCCACAACAACCCAGGCACCAACAACAACCCAGGCACCCACAACAACCCAGGCACCCACAACAAUCCAUGCACCCACAACAACCUAGGCACCCACAACAACCCAGGCACCCACCACAACCCAGGCGAGGCAAGGCAGUCGCCUAUCAAAUGA
Dreissena polymorpha is the source of this 786-nucleotide messenger RNA. RefSeq lists its product as uncharacterized. The transcript is spliced from 3 exons. The record is from RefSeq and is a predicted model, not a curated record. Bases 1 to 786 code for a protein of 261 amino acids. NCBI's taxonomy places the organism in Eukaryota, Metazoa, Mollusca, Bivalvia, Myida, Dreissenidae.